UAUCUCCCCUCUCUCUCUCUCUCUCUCUACUUUAGGAUUAGGUCUCUUAUCGUAAGUGUUGACCUUUUCAUAUAAUACUUGCAAGAUUUCUAUAGUUGACUCAUUCGAUGUGCGAGUGAUUGGAACACCCAUUGAACCGUUGGCUAGGCUUCUUUAAGUGCUUUCUUCGAUUAUGGUAGACUACUAAUAAAGAGAUUCUAUGGAUCUGAGUAGACAGGUUAACGACUAGAGCAGCAAAGCCUGGAUCUGUCUCGGGUCUCGUCGAACCACAUUCUCUUAACCUUACAACCUCAUAUUUUAAAAACGAGAUCGUAUCAAACCAAGGUUGAGAUAUAGGCACACCGUUACAAGAAACUCGAGGAGGAUCUUGGCUACAUAAAAAUGGAGGUGAGACGCAGCAAGAGCUACCAAAGCUUGGACAUGUCUGGAAAUAAUAUGGAAGAGCAGCCGAAGAGGCACAGCUCCCGUAUUCUGAAGCCAUGGGUGCUCCUACUCACCUGCUUUGUCUCGGUGCUGUUGGUGUUCCUCGUCGGAACCCAUAGGACGCCAUCCUGGGAACUGCUGCGGCCGGUUGGUGCAGUCGCUGGAAUAGGUCGGAAAAAUAGCUCGUCCGAGGCACCCAAUGACAGACUCCUUGGCGGCCUCUUGUCUCCUGAAUUCGAUGACAAGUCCUGCCUCAGUCGAUACCAGUCUAUGCUCUACCGCAAGGCAUCACCGCACGCUCCUUCGCCUCAUCUCGUCCGAAAGCUGCGAGAAUACGAAGCUCUCCACAAGAAAUGCGCUCCCAACACCGAUCUCUACAACAAGUCCAUAGAGCAGUUGAAGUCCGGCCGCAGCGACGGCCCCAUGGAGUGCAACUACGUGGUUUGGAUCCCGCACAAUGGCCUCGGCAACAGGGUGCUCACCAUCGUCUCCUCCUUCCUCUACGCUCUCCUCAACAACAAGGUUCUGCUGGUCCACAUCCCCAGCGACUUCACCGACCUUCUCUGCGAGCCCUUUCCGGGGACUUCGUGGGCUCUGCCUUCCGACUUCCCCGUCCACAACUUCCUCGAUUUCGACACAGGGACUCCUCAGAGCUACGGCAACAUGCUCCGCGAUAAGGUCAUCGACGACGAGAUGCUCUCAGGUUCUUCCAAUGCUACGUUGCCGGCUUACGUCUACCUCCACCUGCCCUGGUACUACGACCAAUGGGAUAAGCUGUUCUUCUGCGGCGACGCGCAGCGGAUGCUUCGGAGGAUCCCUUGGCUGCUGCUGAAAUCAGACCACUACUUCGUGCCGUCCCUGUUUCUGCUGCAGGAGUACGAGGAGGAGUUGCGGCAGCUUUUCCCGGAGAGAGCGACCACGUUCCACCACCUCGUUCGGUAUCUUGUGCACCCGACCAACGCCGUGUGGGACUACGUCACCAAGUAUUACCGUGCUCAUCUUGCUGCGGCUGAUGAGACGUUGGGCAUCCAGAUCCGAGUCUUCCACAACUUCCCCGUUCCGUUCGAGUCGAUGCUGCGUCAGGUCAUUAACUGCUCGCUCAGUGAAGGCAUUCUGCCUGCGGUGAACUUUCAGGAGUGGGCGGCACCAGCUUCGAAGACCGACACGAAGGUGAAGGCCGUCCUGGUCGCUAGCUUGUUUUCCGGAUACGCCGAGAGGAUCCGAGACAUGUACGCCAAACAUCCCACGACGACCGGCGAGGUGGUCAGGGUGCACCAGCCGAGCCACGAGGAGCAGCAGCACACGGAACAACGAGGCCACAACAUCAAGGCGUUGGCAGAGGUGGAGCUUCUGAGCUUCAGCGACGCCCUGAUCACCAGCGCGUGGUCGACGUUCGGGUACGUGGCGCAGGGUCUCGGUGGCUUGCAGCCGUGGAUCCUGCUCCGGCACACGCAGUCGGACCUCCCAUGCCGCCAGGCUAUGUCGUCGGAGCCAUGUUAUCUCAUGCCUCCCCCUUUCCCUUUCCCUUCCUCCCAUUGCUCCAAGGAUCAUGGCGACGCCGGCGAAGCCGCUGCGGCCACGCAGUAUGUGAGGCAGUGCGAAGAUGAACUCGGAGGCAUCAAGGUUUUCGACUAGCUUUGGCCGUGGA
Messenger RNA from Musa acuminata AAA Group (dessert banana), 2071 nucleotides. RefSeq names its product probable fucosyltransferase 8. The record is from RefSeq and is a predicted model, not a curated record. Gene Ontology annotation, cellular component: Golgi apparatus; membrane. Gene Ontology annotation, molecular function: galactoside 2-alpha-L-fucosyltransferase activity. The coding region runs from base 382 to 2058 and encodes 558 amino acids. The transcript is spliced from 2 exons. Gene Ontology annotation, biological process: cell wall biogenesis; xyloglucan biosynthetic process. NCBI's taxonomy places the organism in Eukaryota, Viridiplantae, Streptophyta, Magnoliopsida, Zingiberales, Musaceae.